Messenger RNA from Molossus molossus (Pallas's mastiff bat), 3727 nucleotides. Its product is annotated as cytochrome P450 2U1. The record is from RefSeq and is a predicted model, not a curated record. The transcript has 5 exons. Gene Ontology annotation, molecular function: oxidoreductase activity, acting on paired donors, with incorporation or reduction of molecular oxygen, reduced flavin or flavoprotein as one donor, and incorporation of one atom of oxygen; heme binding; iron ion binding. Gene Ontology annotation, cellular component: cytoplasm; intracellular membrane-bounded organelle. Gene Ontology annotation, biological process: xenobiotic metabolic process. Lineage: Eukaryota; Metazoa; Chordata; Mammalia; Chiroptera; Molossidae. Bases 77 to 1702 code for a protein of 541 amino acids.
GCCGCAGCCCACAUCUGCGUGCGCUCUCCUCCGGCCAGCAGGAAGAACACAGGCUGUGGCUGCCCGGGCUCAGGUCAUGGCUGCUCCCGCGCCGCCCCAGGCCCCUGCCGAGGGCUCGCCCUGGUCGCUGAGCCUUCUGCCCCCGCCUCUGCUCCGGCUGGACCCCACCGGCGGCGCGCUGCUGCUGCUCGGCCUGGCCGCGCUGCUCGGCUGGAGCUGGCUGCGGCGGUGCCGUCCUGCGGGCAUACCCCCCGGGCCCACGCCCUGGCCCUUGGUGGGUAACAUCGGUUUCGUGCUGCUGCCUCCCUUCCUCCGCAAGAGGUGCUGGAUGUACCGCCCGAAGAGGGGCGCAGGCGUGGACCCCUCCGCGAGCUCGCAGGUGGUGCUGACCCACCUGGCCCAAGUCUAUGGCAACAUCUUUAGCUUCUUCUUGGGCCACUACCUGGUGGUCGUCCUCAAUGACUUCCACAGCGUGCGCGAGGCGCUGGUGCAGCAGGCCGAGGUCUUCAGCGACCGCCCUCGGAUGCCAAUUGUCUCCCACAUGACCAAGGAGAAGGGAAUUGUAUUUGCACAUUAUGGUCCAAUCUGGAGACAACAGAGGAAGUUCUCUCAUUCAACUCUUCGUCAUUUUGGAUUAGGAAAACUUAGCUUAGAGCCCCACAUUAUUAAGGAGUUCAAAUACGUGAAGGAGGAAAUGCAAAAGCAUGGAGAAAACCCCUUCAACCCUUUCCCCAUUGUCAACAAUGCCGUCUCUAACAUCAUUUGCUCCUUGUGCUUUGGCCGGCGCUUUGAUUACACCAAUAGUGAGUUUAAGAAAAUGCUUAAUUUUAUGUCACGAGGGUUAGAACUCUCUCUGAACGUCCAGCUGCAAUUUAUCAACAUAUGCUCCUGGCUUUAUUACCUUCCCUUCGGACAAUUUAAGGAAUUAAGACAAAUUGAAAAGGACAUUAUCACUUUCCUUAAAAAAAUCAUCAAAGACCAUCAAGAGUCACUGGAUGCUGAGAACCCUCAGGAUUUCAUAGAUAUGUACCUUCUCCAGAUGGAGGAAGAGAAGAAAAAUAAUAGCAAUGGUAGUUUUAAUGAAGACUACUUACUUUAUAUCAUCGGUGAUCUCUUCAUUGCUGGGACUGACACCACGACUAACUCUCUGCUUUGGUGCCUUCUGUAUAUGUCACUGAACCCUCACAUACAAGAAAAGGUUCAUGAAGAAAUUGAAAGGGUCAUUCAUCCCGGCCGAGCCCCUUCCCUGACUGACAAGGCCCAGAUGCCCUACACAGAAGCCACCAUCAUGGAGGUGCAGAGGCUGACUACGGUAGUGCCACUUGCCAUUCCUCAUAUGACCUCAGAGAAAACAGUGCUCCAAGGGUAUACUAUUCCUAAAGGCACAGUGAUAAUACCGAAUUUGUGGGCAGUGCACAGAGACCCAGCCAUUUGGGAGAAGCCUAAUGAUUUCAACCCUAAUCGAUUUCUGGAUGAUCAAGGAGAGCUUAUUAAAAAAGAAACAUUUAUUCCUUUUGGCAUAGGGAAGCGGGUGUGCAUGGGAGAGCAGCUGGCGAAGAUGGAACUGUUCCUUAUGUUUGUGAGCCUGAUGCAGAGUUUCACAUUCGCUUUACCUAAAGAUGCUAAGAAGCCUCUUCUGACUGGAAGAUUUGGUCUAACUUUAGCCCCAUAUCCAUUUAAUAUCAUCAUUUCAAAGAGAUAAAGAACACCUCCAAAAAGAGAUGGUGAUCAGAAUGUAAAUACGUCUUUCUAAUCACAUUCUUCCUUCUGCAGUGGACAGUGGAUCCAGGUUAGGCUCAAGUUAGACUGAGAGGGUGGAACAUAGGGGAGCUUUCAUCUUGGGGGAUUUCUAGCAGGAUACUUUGGCCAUUUUAUUAAAGCUUGUCUGUGAGUCAGGGGAUGGGACCAAAGUACUGGAUCAGGAAGCAGGCGAUCUGGAUUUUAUUCCCAGUGGCUUCCAACAAUGAGCAUUUCUUCUCCUCUGUCAGUGCCUUAGUCAUUUUGUGUGAUAACAAAAUUUGCCUUCUAUCUCUCAGCACAAACCAAGGUCAGAUGCCCCAUAUCUUUUCUGACAUUGCCAAAACACUGUUCAGUUCUGGAGAACAAGUUUAGGAACAGAGGAAGACCAGCCUGUUUCAGACCUGUGACAACACAAAAGUGGUAUUUAGACUUGAGUACUUGGUCAGAAAAGGACGUGCGUUUAGGGUGAGUUACAGCUUUGCUUGCCACAGGCCCUAUGCCAGUUUGGGGGUGGGGACUGUUUUGUUCUCGUUAAUUUCUUUCUCUCUCUUUUUUUUUUUUUUUAUGAUUUUAGUUUUUACUUUUUGUAGACAUGGCAGGAAGUGGACCCUGGUCCAGUAAUGUUGAGGAAAGGUUACAGUCUGAAUUUUUAUGUCUACCUUCUAUGUCAACAACAGCCUGGCUGAAGAAGUGGCCUCAUGGCACUUCAUAAGACUUCUCCUAAACUUUCUGAUGAGUUUACUUGCAAAGAUACAGCGCUGCCUUUUGACUUGAGCCCUGAAUAGUGAGCUUAGAAAUUUUGAUACUGGGAUUCAGAUUGUUCUGAAUUCUUUCCUAUUCUCCUUGCCCAGUAUGCCAGUGCUGCUCCCAAUGAGAACACAGUCCACAGAAGGACGAGUCUUUCUUUAUUCACCCAUAGUACUCCUUCCUCAUAUAGAAGUAAUCAUGAUAAUAAUAUUAACAACCAUAUUUUUUAGCCUUUCCUUCUACUGACACCAUUUUUAAUGCUUUACUUGUCAGCAUACAUAAUCCUUACAGAAAAUUAAGAGGAUGCCAUUUUGUAGCUGGUAAAGCCAACACGUAUGGAGAACGUUCAUGCACCUAGAGAAAGGGUACCAUUGUUCAAGUCAAACUUACCCGUCUUUGUGCCUGGAGGUUGUUUCUGAACCACUUCUCUGUACUGCCAGGACUUGAUCCCAUAGCAGUCUACCCCUCUGCAGUUUCAAUAUAGACAAAUGAAAUACAGGCUAAUCUUUAGCUGCCGUGAGGAUUUUUGUUAAUAAUAAAAAAUUUAAAAAAACAACCAAUAAACUAAAUGCCCAGAAACAAACUGUAAGAGGCUGUUGUAUAGAUUUUCGAUGAGAUAUAUGUGUAGAUUAAAGUGCACCUGGAGCAGGACAGGUAUGUUCCUGAUUUGGAAUUUCACAUGCUUCUGAACUGUACUAAUACCUUUAUACACACUUAAUUUCAACCUUCCUAACAAAAGCUUGUAGCUUACAUGGGCAAAAAAACUGUUCUGUGAGACUAUGUUGAAAUCAGAUGUUUAUUAAACUCUUAAAUACAAUGUCUCACACUGUUGCACUUUAAAAUCAGCUUUAUAUGGUAAGUCACUGGAAGGGCUACUAAUGCUUUCCUUGCACAUGUUGAUGUUUUAGGGUUUUAUACUUUAUGAUUUGUUUGAAAAGUAAAAAUGGUAGUACUUUGUUUUAGAAAUCUGCCAAAAAUCUAAUUUUUAGUCUUCAUCUUUAGCAUAAUUUUUAUGCUUUUAUUAAACAUUCUAUUUUAACUUUGAUAGUGUCAUGUCUGGUUUUUUGUUUCUUGUUUUAUUUUAACUGCUAAACCAAAUUCUGUUUUACCAGAUGCCAAGUUAGGAAAUGGAAGAGGGAGUAGACCUCCAAGAAGAGCCACAGUAUUAUAUAAGCAUUUAGACAGGGGGGUACCAGUUACUCUGAGAACUGUCUCAGCCCAAGUUUCCCAUUUGCCACGU